This is a messenger RNA of Pieris napi, 976 nucleotides long. RefSeq names its product tetratricopeptide repeat protein 36 homolog. The transcript has 4 exons. Gene Ontology annotation, molecular function: protein binding. The record is from RefSeq and is a predicted model, not a curated record. Bases 79 to 633 code for a protein of 184 amino acids. NCBI's taxonomy places the organism in Eukaryota, Metazoa, Arthropoda, Insecta, Lepidoptera, Pieridae. Gene Ontology annotation, biological process: cilium assembly.
AUUAAUAACUAGUUUAUGUAAAUGAACCCGUUCUCAAUUUAGUUGAAAACAAACUGUUCUCGAGUAUAGUUCUUUGCAAUGGCGCACGAGAAUUUAAGUGAGAGAGAUCGUGCGGUUUUGAGAAGUAUUUUUGAUCCUACAGCAACAAUUGGUGAUGUAGCUGAUGACGGGGAUAAGUUUGGGGAAGAAGAAGAAGAUAAUACACCAGCAAGCGAAGAAUCGAAAACUCUUUGCAUCCAAGGGGUGAAAUUAGCGGAAUCAGGAAAACUGGACGAAGCUUUGGAGCUGCUUAGCCGAGGAAUUGCUGCUGCACCAAACAGAGCUUCGGGGUAUAAUGACAGAGCACAACUUUUGCGGCUUAUGCAGAGAGAUGAGGAAGCAGCAGCAGACAUAAAUCAAGCCAUUAAGUUAACUGAAGGCAAACGAACUCGGUCGCGAGCGCUAGCUUUGUGUCAGCGCGGCGUGAUGUUGCGAAAGAAUGGAUCUGACGAUGAAGCACGCGCUGCCUUCUCUGAGGCUGCUAAGCUGGGAAGUAGCUUUGCUAGAAAACAGGUGGUGGAACUAAACCCUUACGCUGCCCUGUGUAAUCAAAUGCUCAGCCAAGUUAUGAAAGGAGAGAAUAUAAAAUUAUGAGCAAGAAAUUUGAGGCCAACGUUUUGUGAAUUAUUUUAAGAUAUACUUAAUUACCUAAAAUAAUUUUAAAAAUAAAAGACACAUGUCUAAUGGAUUAGAAAUUUAAUUUAAAUUUUUGAGUACAAUUCACAGUCACAGUCGAGAAGAUUCCACAAACAUUUCUGAAGACAUGUCCAAUGAUCGAUCCUGAGAUACAAGCGAUUGAAUUCACUUUCGUAUGCGUACGGACGAACGAACCGUUAUUAAAAUGACAAUUUCAUGAAAAUGACGAAUUUAAUACUACAAAUCCUACGCUAAUAAUAUCAAUUAUUAGAAUAUAGCAAUAAAAUAUUUAUACGCAGAA